This is a messenger RNA of Dictyostelium purpureum, 390 nucleotides long. RefSeq lists its product as uncharacterized. The coding region runs from base 1 to 390 and encodes 129 amino acids. The transcript is spliced from 2 exons. NCBI's taxonomy places the organism in Eukaryota, Evosea, Eumycetozoa, Dictyosteliales, Dictyosteliaceae. The record is from RefSeq and is a predicted model, not a curated record.
AUGUCAUUUCGUCAACCAAGUGAAUCAACAACCUUACUUAUUACCUCAGUUAUGUGGGUUAUAGUAAUUGGUGUUUUAAGAUUUGGUGCCCCAUACUUUAAAAGUAGCGAAGUUGGUACUAUUAUUGGUGGUUUAAUUGGUUCAUUAUUAUUCUUUUUCCAAAUCACAUUUAUUGGAUCAAUUAAAAGAGAUAUUAAAUGGUUCGAAUUAAUUUUUUCAAUUUUCACAACUGCAAUUAUAAGUUCAACAGUUCACAGAGUUUCGGGUACUGUUAGUGUUCUUUCAUCAAUUGCUAUUGUUUUCUAUUUAAAUCAUGUAUCACAUAAAAUCCAUUCCAAAAUUGAGGAAGCCAACUCUGUAUCAACCGGUGGUAAAAAGAAGAGAAAUUAA